This is a messenger RNA of Nezara viridula (southern green stink bug), 1927 nucleotides long. The record is from the annotation of a GenBank genome assembly. NCBI's taxonomy places the organism in Eukaryota, Metazoa, Arthropoda, Insecta, Hemiptera, Pentatomidae.
GAUUACACAACUCCCAUAAAAUUUUUUUAAGAAAAUAGAAAGUUCGUUUACAUUUCUUUAUUAUUUUCAUUAAAAUAAUAUAUUAAAAAAAGACAAAAAAAAAAUAAAAAAGAACAGUUACAUUUGGCAAAAAAUAAAUGAAAUGGGACAAAUGAUGUUACCUAAUCUUUAUGAAGUUACAAAGAGAUUAUUGUAAUCUUGAACAUACCUUUCAAUUUGACUUUGAAAACGUUAGCUUGGUUAAUUUAAUUAAUAUUCACGAUGUAAAAGCAUUAAGAAUCUACCUAAUUUUGGUUGAAUUAUAUUUAAACAUGAGAAUUGAUACAUUCAGAAAUAAAGACGCGCUUAGCGACAGGUUAUUGUCAAAAUUGAUCCCGAUUCUAUUAGAACCUUUGUCUAACUUUUGCCAUUUUACUUCAUUAUUCUUAUUAAUUUUCAUGUUAAUUGAGUAAUUUUAAAUUGAUUUUGUAAAUCGAAAAGUUCCUUAAGCUGUUGCUGAUAAUGUAUGAAAGGUUGCCUGACAAUUUAAUCUCAGGAUAAAACUAGUCUUCUUAUCAGAUCAAAAUACAAUCAUAUUCACUGUCUCGCAAAAAAAAAAAAAAAAAAAAUUAAGGUGUGUGCUUUAGACCACAGGAUAGAAGUGAAAACAUCAACAAGCCAGGUUAUUGAUGACUUAGAAGUUGUGGUAAUUGGUGCAGGAAUUGCUGGUUUGGCUGCUGCAACUACUCUUCAUGGGUCUGGUGUUAAAAAUAUUGCAAUUUUAGAAGCUCAGCCAGAACCUGGAGGACGUAUUAAAUCUGUUCAGUUUGGAAGUGGCUUCGUAGAUCUUGGUGCUCAAUGGUUUCAUGGUACUAAAAAUGAUCUUUGUCAGAUAGCAAAAGAAAAUGGCUUUCUUCAUUCUACUAACUCUUUUGAAGGCUUAGGAAAUUAUUAUUCCUCUGGUGGCAAAGUAGUAUCAGCCAAAGUUGUUGACAAUGUCAGCAAUGUCAUCGCUGAGGCUCUUUCCAAAUUAGAAAAUAUCACUAGUGAAGAUGAUAUUCCAGACUCAGUGGGAGAAUAUCUCACCAAUGAAUUUGAAACUUAUAUUAACAAGAUUUGUGACACCGAAGAAAAUAUAAAAUUAAAGAGACAAGUUUUUGACUGGCAUCUAAGAUUCCAGGUUAUUGAUAAUGCAUGUACUGACCUUUGGACUCUUUCUGCUAAAUAUUUUGGAAAAUAUCAGUUCUGUGGGGGAGAUGACUACGUCAACCUGAAAUGUGGUUUUAGUAAAGUGAUUGACCAUUUAGCGUCUGAACUGCCUCCUGGAAUUUUGCGCACCAGUUGUCCAGUUAAAGUCAUUAAAUGGAAGAAAAGGGAUUCUCAUUCCUCAAAAGAUAUUUGUGAGAUAGUGACAGAGAAUGGUGACAUAUUCCAUUGUGAGCACGUGAUGGUUACUUGUUCUGUGGGAUUUUUGAAGGAGAAUUGGUCAAUGUUCGAUCCUCCGCUACCUUUAUCCUAUUUGAAGGGGUUUAAUUGCAUAGGUUUCGACACACUGAACAAGGUAUACUUGGAGUAUGAUGAAUGCUGGUGGGGAUCCCUAGAAGGAAUACAAUUCGUUUGGGAUUCAGCAAAGAGGAAGAAAAUGUUGGAGGGGGAUGACACGCUGUGGACUUGUGACUUGACAGGAUUUGAUCCAGUGGUUGGUUUGCCUAAUGUCCUUGUUGGCUGGGUUGGCGGAGAAGGGGCUGUCCUUAUGGAAGCCUUUUCUGCUGACCUCAUCGGCCAACACUGCACUCAGGUAUUGAGGGAAAUAACAGGAAAUACUGAAAUUCCAAUACCUAAAAGAUGCACAAGGUGCUGUGAGGAAGAGAUGGCUACCUCUCCUCUAGCAUGCUCCAUCGAUAACGAUACUUCUAACAGAGCAUUAGCAGUGAUAGGCUCCCCUUGA